This is a messenger RNA of Entamoeba invadens IP1, 1278 nucleotides long. RefSeq lists its product as hypothetical. The transcript has 2 exons. Lineage: Eukaryota; Evosea; Mastigamoebida; Endamoebidae. Bases 1 to 1278 code for a protein of 425 amino acids. The record is from RefSeq and is a predicted model, not a curated record.
AUGUGUAAACAAGAAACAAUCAAAUAUUUUCCACAUAUAGAAACAUUAAAUAUUUGGUCACCCACCGACCAAUGUUUUGGGAACAACAUUUAUAAGUCCACCGACAUAGACCCAAUCGAUAAGAUCGACUUCUAUCAAAUUAAUAUUUGGUAUGAGAUGACAUACUCUCGCACGUGUAGAGUGACGCACUCUAAUUGUUCAUUCAAGAGACUUUUAUACACAAGACAAGACACCAUUGUUUGUGGUACAAAUAUACCUGCAAACACUGUCAUCAUCUGUGACAUCUGUUUUCUUGAUUCUCACAUCGAGUCUAUUGUUAUUCCCAAUACAGUCACUUCUAUUGGUAAUCACUCCUUUGAAAAUUGUUCCAAAUUAACUUCUGUGAAGAUUUUGUCUCCUCUUCAGUUCAUUGGAAUUUCGUGUUUUGCGCGCUGCAGUGGGUUGAAGUCGAUAGAACUCCCCGACACAGUCACACACAUGGGAGACGCCACGUUUUAUAACUGCACCAGACUCUCUUCCAUUCGACUUCCAAAUGCACUUCCAACACUCUCAACAAAUUGUUUUGGACUUUGCAAGUGUUUGGAAAGCGUCACAUUCCCACAACAAGUCAAUGCAAUUGGUGAAUUCUGUUUUGGUGAGUGUUUGUCGUUGACAAGUGUGGACAUUCCUCAUUGCACCAAUUUUAAUGAAGAAAAGGCGUUUCACAAAUGCACAAAUUUGACUUCUGUUGAUAUCAGAGGAUGUCUGUCGCAAUUCCAGUCGUCCUGUUUUAAACAUUGCAAUUCAUUAAAAACAGUCAACUUUUCCUCUGCAAUUUGUGACAUUCAAAAUUCUGCGUUUGAGUUGUGUGAAUCGUUGCAAGAAAUCACACUGCCAAGCAAAAUUUCAAAACUCGAGUUCAAGUGUUUUUGCAAUUGUUGUAACAUGAGCAAAAUUGAUAUUCCAAACAGUGUCUCCGUCAUUGAAAGUCGGUGCUUUUGUAAUUGCAUCAAUUUAAAGAAUGUCGUCUUACCACAAAAUAUCACAAGACUGGGCUUGUCGUGUUUUAGUAAAUGUAUAAGUUUAUCAAACAUCAUCGUUCCAACUCAUUUAAAAAUCAUUGGAGAUUACUGCUUUGAAAAGUGCACUUCCCUUGAAAAAGACGUACCAACAACAGUCACACACAUCGGCAUGAACUGUUUCAUUGAUUGCAAAAGUGUUCAUAUUAUAUUAAUAAUAAAUUGUGUUCUCUUGUUUAUUUAUUAUUUCAUUUUAUUAGUUAAUUUUAAUAAAUUAUAA